UCAAGAGGAGGCACUGUCACUCAUUCCACCUCCCAUUAAAAAUUCCCCAGAUUCAUCGACAUCAAAGUCCGCGAUUAUGGCAGUUAGAAGAUCUCUAAAAGAUGUGAGAAUUUGGAAAGGAUUCUUUGAGGUUCCAGAAUUUGCAUAUCGGCAUCCAUUUAAUAAAGAGAGAUCAGUAUGCACUGCAAUUGAUGUUAAUAUCAAUUCGGUGCUAAACACUGUAAUGGGUGCCGAUUAUUACUUUUCAGAUCAGUUGUCCUAUGCAGGAGACCCCGAUUUUACCU
Racocetra fulgida is the source of this 284-nucleotide messenger RNA. The record is from the annotation of a GenBank genome assembly. Lineage: Eukaryota; Fungi; Glomeromycota; Glomeromycetes; Diversisporales; Gigasporaceae.